AUGGAAAUCAUGUUGGCCUCUGCGAAUCCCGCUUUCCCACCCAUCCGGUCCACUGACAUCAUGCCUCGUCUCGCAAAUACCGGUGCACACACAUUGUCCGGAGCGGUCAUCGAACCCCGGGCUCUGGAUGAGCUGCUCCCGAACUGGGCCGAGAUGGACUCGCAUCCACUCACCCAGCCAGCCACCUCCUCUACAAUGCGAUGGUUCACUUCAAAGAGGUCAUUCCCCAUGCCUCACCCACCCCAAAUGUCCAACAAGGGCAACUACAUCCUCUCCCUCUCCCAGUUCACACGCUGGUUGGGCGGUAUCGCCGAAGAGAUGGGGGUAGAAAUUUACCCGGGGUUUGCCGGAGCUAGGCUCGUAUACGGCAACGAUGCUAGCGGUGAUGGAGACGCAAAGAAGAAGAAUGUCACUGGAGUGGUUACGAACGAAGUGGGAGUAGACCGAGCGGGACGGCUCAAGGAUACAUUUGAGCCGGGCAUGCAGUUCAACGCCAAACUGACACUCCUCGCAGAAGGCGCUCACGGCUCUCUAACCAAGUCCGUUAUCCGGGACUUUGAUUUACGCAAGUCUAUCGGGGCGGACGAGCAGACGUACGGGAUCGGGGUCAAAGAGGUCUGGCGCGUCAAACCGGACAACUACCGGCCAGGAGAGGUUAUUCACACCAUGGGAUGGCCAUUCGACUGGAAAACAUAUGGAGGUGGAUUCGUGUAUCAUAUGGCGGACGGACUCGUCUCGCUCGGGUUGGUGGCUGGACUCGAUUACGCCAACCCAUACUUUUCGCCCUACCGUUCUCUCCAACAGUGGAAGCACCACCCGUAUUUUAGACAACUUCUCGAUGGUGGAGAGAGAGUUGCGUAUGGGGCCAGGGUGAUCAACGAAGGCGGUGUUCAGAGUUUACCAAAGCUGUUCUUCCCUGGCGGGGCUCUCAUAGGGUGCAGUGCGGGUUUGGUCAAUGUCCCGAAAAUCAAGGGUACCCACAACGCGAUGAAGAGUGGCAUGUUGGCUGCGGAGGCUGGGUUCGAACAGCUGAUGGCCG
Messenger RNA from Acaulospora colombiana, 1039 nucleotides. Lineage: Eukaryota; Fungi; Glomeromycota; Glomeromycetes; Diversisporales; Acaulosporaceae. The record is from the annotation of a GenBank genome assembly.